UCCCAAUAGUCAUAUCAUAUUGUUUCGCGCCUUUAAGUGAUCAAGAUCCUAUUAUACCCGCGAUUACGUAACAUUUUUCUUGAACAGGAAAAAUAUUCAGUUGCAGCGGAACGCGACGACGGUAUCCUGAUUGCAAAGUGUAGAACUUUUCGGAUAAAAACAACUACUCAUCAUGAAGUUUGUGAUCGUGCUUGUGCUUGUCAUAGCUACUGCGUCAGCGCAAAUUCGCCCGCUUUCGGUUCCUAUUAGGCCUGUCCCCUACGCUAGCCCGGAAGCUAGUGCCGUUAUUCUCAACCAAGUGUACGAACCAAACCCGGACGGUUCGUACAUCUAUAGCUACGAAACAAGUAAUGGAAUUCGUGCUGAGCAGCGUGGCUUCCUGAAGAAUCCAGGAACCCCUGGGGAAGCGCAGGUGAUGCAGGGAUCGUACGCAUACACCGGCCCGGACGGUGUGGUUUACACCAUCACCUACAUCGCCGACGAGAACGGGUACCGUGCGGAGGGUGCUCACAUUCCAUCUGCCCCGCGGUACAACCCGCGAUUCCCCGGCGCAUUCAAGUAAAAGGGACAUCAGUAGCGACCUUCCGUUUGCCAGUUACCGUAGUUAUGAUAUUUAUUGCAAAGUUCAACUAAGCCCAGCAAAAGUUCAAAUUGCUCUCUACUCAAGCUUGUGAAAACGGCUCCAAUGCAUACUCACAUCCGCGACGCUUCAGUUCAUACUCAUCAUCUGUCGGCUUGUGACUAGUACUGUGAUUAUCAAAUCUUUUCUAUCUCGCUGUAAUAUUUCACUCAUCCCACUGCCUGCCUAUGGGAAAAUAACUUGCCUGCAGUGUUUUUUUUUCUCGUUUAUUUUCCGGAAUAAUCAGAUGAUUGUUGGCGACGCAAUGUAGAAUCGUGGAGAUGUGACCAGAAAUCGAAUUGUACGAUCAUCUUUUCUUUUUCCUCUAAAUUUAUGUUUAGCUUGCCCAUUUCAAUUUGUCUAUUCUUUCGUGUGUACAGUUAAUUAAAGUAGCACAUUUCUUAUGAUAAUUGUAAUUAUACUUCAUAAAAUAAUUAUAUAUAAAUAUUGUAAAAAAAAACCUUGUACAACAAUUAUGUCAAUUAUGUGUAAACCGUACUCGAAGAGUUUGAAAUAAACAGUCUGCAAUCGCCCGAAAAGAAGCGGCGCCAUUCAUAGAAAA
Wyeomyia smithii (pitcher-plant mosquito) is the source of this 1181-nucleotide messenger RNA. RefSeq names its product cuticle protein CP14.6-like. Bases 173 to 562 code for a protein of 129 amino acids. The transcript is spliced from 2 exons. Gene Ontology annotation, molecular function: structural constituent of chitin-based larval cuticle. The record is from RefSeq and is a predicted model, not a curated record. Gene Ontology annotation, cellular component: chitin-based extracellular matrix. NCBI's taxonomy places the organism in Eukaryota, Metazoa, Arthropoda, Insecta, Diptera, Culicidae.